AUGGACCAGCCAACACCCCCGAAAUCCAUCGCAGACCAUGACAAGACUGCACAGCAACAUCCAGAGCCUAGACUCGUAGCUGAGCCUCGUCUUAAACCCGAAGAUAAGGCCGAAAACACACUAACGGUCAAUCGCGGGGCAAUUCGUGUGCCGUCCCCAGAUCCCUCCCUGGUCUCGAUUGACGAUUCCAACAAUGUACGCAUUGGCCGGACCCCAGAUCGUAGUAGUAUCCCUUUUUAUCAUGCGAGACAGUUGUCUCGGUCCCCUAGUCCCCCGCGGAGUUUCAAGGGCAGGAUACAAGCAUCAUGGACUGCUAACAAAGGUUUGGCUCUUGUUUUGAUUUCGCAGCUGUUUGGCACACUGAUGAAUGUCACAACACGCAUGUUGGAAAUGGAAGGAAACAAUGGCAAUGGAUAUGAUCCUUUCCAGAUACUCUUUGCUAGGAUGAGCAUAACCGUCAUAUUAUCUUCUUUGUACAUGUGGUAUAGGAAGACGGAGCACUUUCCGUUCGGUAUGAAGGAAGUACGCCCGUUACUGAUAGCCCGAGGCCUGACUGGCUUCUUUGGUGUCUUCGGCAUGUAUUAUUCUUUAAUGUAUCUUCCCCUAGCUGAUGCGACAGUCAUCACUUUUCUCGCGCCUAGUCUUGCAUGCUGGGCAUGCUCCUACCUCAUCGACGAACCGUUCACUCGGAUGGAACAGAUCGCAGCAUGUGUCUCACUCUUCGGCGUUGUUCUGAUUGCACGGCCCGUCUCUCUUUUUGCCGCUCUUUCUCAUUCUCCAGAGACAGUAACGCCUGUCAGCGCCAACCCAGAUCCGCUUCCUGCCAACACAACGACUGCAUCACCGGACCGCCUUGCCGCAGACUAUGAUUCUGUAACUCCUAAGCAAAGAGCGAUUGCAGUUGGCGUAGCUAUGCUUGGUGUUUUGGGGGCUGCUGGAGCAUACACGACUAUUCGCUGGAUUGGCAAACGUGCUCAUCCUCUCAUCACUGUCAAUUAUUUUGGAGCCUGGUGUACGAUUGUCAGUAUUGUAGCCAUGUUUACCAUACCAGGUGUUGGCUUUCUACUUCCAAGCAACCUCGCAGACUGGUGUUAUCUGAUAUUCCUCGGUAUCUGCGGCUUCAUCAUGCAAUUUCUCUUAGCAGCCGGCCUGCAAUAUGAGAAGUCAUCUCGUGCUACCAAUAUGGUUUACAUGCAAAUGUUAUUCGCUCUCUCAUUUGACAAACUCGUCUGGGGCACAACCCCAGGCGCCCUGUCCAUCAUUGGCUCUUCACUCAUCCUAGGCUCUGCGAUUUAUGUUGCUAUGAACAAGGAACAUUCAAACAAGGUUAUGCAAAGGGAGAGGGGAAAUGGAGAGGAGGAGAUGGGGCUUAUAGCCCCGGAGUAUGAUAAUGAGCAACGAGACCAUGGUGAGACGGAUGUACAGAUGAGGUCGUCAAGAUGA
Messenger RNA from Bipolaris victoriae FI3, 1443 nucleotides. RefSeq lists its product as hypothetical. The transcript has 4 exons. Lineage: Eukaryota; Fungi; Ascomycota; Dothideomycetes; Pleosporales; Pleosporaceae. Bases 1 to 1443 code for a protein of 480 amino acids. Gene Ontology annotation, cellular component: membrane. The record is from RefSeq and is a predicted model, not a curated record.